Molecule: messenger RNA, 1749 nt
Organism: Aspergillus mulundensis
Lineage: Eukaryota; Fungi; Ascomycota; Eurotiomycetes; Eurotiales; Aspergillaceae
Product: catalase
Exons: 8
Coding region: 1-1749 (582 amino acids)
Biological process (GO): hydrogen peroxide catabolic process; response to hydrogen peroxide
Cellular component (GO): cytoplasm; peroxisome; mitochondrion
Molecular function (GO): catalase activity; heme binding
Source: RefSeq, a predicted model, not a curated record
AUGGCUCAGCACCCACUACAAGCGAUCGGUCAAGCCGUCGGCGCUGUGGGCGGCGAUCCACGCCCAGUUCAGCUCUCGUCCACGUUCCAAGGAGCCAACGAUGGCCCGGCAAAAACGGCUGCCAAAUUGACCGGUGUCCAGGGACCUGGAAAGCGAGCGGAUGAUGGACCUUACUUUACCAACAACGAGGCCAUUCCAUUCCCUGACCCGGCCCAUAGCAAGACAGCUGGCGGGUUGCCUUUGAUCUCGGACACGUUUCUGCUUCAGAAACAGCAGCAUUUCAACCGGUCUAAGAAUCUUGAGCGGAUGGUUCAUCCUUGUGGAAGCGGCGCGUUCGGACAGUUUGAGGUUACUAAGGAUGUAUCUGAUCUGACGAAGGCGCACUUCCUUCGAUCGCCCGGAAUCAAAACUCCAGUGUUUGUUCGCUUCUCCACGGUCACACUUGGUCGUGAAUACCCGGACCUAGCUCGUAACCCCCGUGGUUUCGCGAUCAAGUUUUAUACCGGUGAAGGCAAUUACGAUAUAGUCGGAUUGAACUUCCCCGUGUUCUUCUGCCGCGACCCGAUCCAAGGUCCAGACGUGAUCCGGUCUCAGUACCGCAACCCACAGAACUUCUUGCUUGAUCACAACUCCUUGUUCGAUCUGCUGGCCAACACUCCCGAAGGAAACCACGCCGGAAUGAUGUUCUUCAGUGACCACGGCACUCCGGCCGGAUGGCAAAACAUCCACGGCUACGGCUGUCAUACGUUCAAAUGGGUGAACACCAACGGGGAGUUUGUGUACAUCAAAUACCACUUCAUCGCAGACCACGGCCAGAAGCAGUUCACCGCCGACGAGGCCCUGGCCUACGGUGGCGAAGAUCCGGACUACUCGAAGCGCGAGCUGUGGCGGACCAUUGAGAAUGGAAAACAGCUCACCUGGACGGCCCAUGUGCAGAUCAUGAGGCCGGAAGACGCAGAUCCUCAAAAGCUAGGAUUUGAUCCGUUUGACGUGACCAAAGUGUGGCCGAAGAAGAAAUUCCCUCUGCAAGAGUUUGGAAAACUCACCCUAAACAAGAACCCCGAGAACUUCCACCGAGACGUCGAGCAAGCUGCAUUCUCGCCAGGCAGCAUGGUUCCGGGUAUUGAGGACAGUCCCGACCCUCUGCUACAAUUCCGCAUGUUCUUCUACCGUGACGCACAGUACCACCGUGUCGGUGUCAAUCUCCACCAGGUCCCAGUGAACUGCCCCUUCAUGGCCUCCUCCUACUCUUCGCUCAACUUCGACGGCCAGCUCCGUGUCGACGCGAACCACGCCAUGAACCCUCAAUACGCGCCCAACAGUUUCGUGCACAGGUUCCGUCCUGAAACCGCCGAAGCCCCCUACCAGGUCUCCGACCGGGUCGUCAGCCGUAAGUCCCACUUCUACCACGAAGGCAAGCCAAGCGAAUACGACCAGCCACGUGAGCUCUACGAAAAGGUGAUGGACGAGAAGGCGCGUCAGCAUCUACAUGCCAACACGGCAAGGCUCUUGAAGCUGGUUGAGUACCCCAAGAUCCAGGCCAAGUAUCUAGGCCAGGCGUUGCGGAUUUCGGAGAAGUACGCGCGCGGUGUGUAUGAGUUGCUCCCCGAGAAGAAGUUUGGAUUUGAAGAGGUGCAGAGAUAUGCCCAGGGCGCGGAGGUCGCCGGGAAAGAGGCCAAGUUCCGGCCGAAUAUGGAGACAGAUAAGUUGGUCGGAUUUUGCCCUGCCGUGGCGAUUUAUGGGCCUUGA